CUUUUUCUUCCAUUAAUUAAUUAAACCACACUCUGCAAAGUGCAAACCCUUCUGCUAAUCGAAGCAACAGAAAGUGCAAUUAAUCGGUCACAUUGACAUAUAUAAACCUCAAUUUGGAGGUUCCGAUCGUCAUUUCCAUGGAAACGCUGCGCAGAUCCUUCAAAGCUCCGCAAUCGUCUCACCAGAGCGAAGAAGAGUACCAGAUUUUGCUAACUCCGGCCAUGGCGGCGCCGCCUUCGUCCUCCGUCGCCAUCGCGUCCGCUUCCCCCGAUCGAGACGCCGGCGGUGGCGGUGGAGGAAGCAGUAGCACCGCCGCGGCGAACAAUGUGUGGAGAGACUCCAGCUACGAUUUCUCAAACGACGCCGUUAUGAGAGCCGCCGCUAACUCCAAGGAAUUCGACAUCGAAGCGUCGGAAUCGCCGUUAUCUCGUCAAUCGCCGUUAUCUAGGGUUUUGGAGAGUCCGAGAGACGUUCGCGUCUCGUUCCACGAGAGUGUCGAGACGGCGACGAACCGCCGGUCGUCGUCCAAUGCCGAGCAGGAGGAGGUCGUGGUUUGCAGCUCGAACAAUUCCUUCCGCCGGAAAUCCAGUCUGAUGCGCACCAAAACCAAGUCGAGGCUACUCGACCCGCCGGAGGAUAAUGACCGGAAAUCUCAGCCCCAAACGCAGAAAUUCCCCAAAUCUCAGCUCCUAGGGAAAGGCGCCAGCGAAAUCGACGACGACGAUCCAUUUCUUGAAGACGAUUUACCGGAGGAGUACAAGCGAUUGAAGUUCAGCGCUCUGUCAAUCAUCCAACUACUGAGCUUGAUUCUGAUUAUCGCCGCCUUAAUCUGCAGUCUUACCAUCAACGCACUGAGAAAGCGGACGCUCUUCAGCAUGGAGCUCUGGAAAUGGGAAUUAAUGGUGCUGGUACUCAUCUCCGGCAGAUUGGUUUCCGGUUGGGGAAUUAGGGUUGUAGUUUUCCUAAUCGAGCGCAACUUUCUUCUUCGUAAACGAGUUCUAUACUUCGUGUACGGAUUAAGGAACGCAGUACAGAAUUGCGUAUGGCUGGCAUUAGUUCUAAUCGCUUGGCAGAGCAUCUUCGACGAGAGAGUCGAGAAGGCGACGAACAACCGGAAUAUUCUGCCAUAUGUGACCAAAAUUUGGGUGUGCUUAUUGGUGGGAACAUUGAUAUGGCUGGUGAAGACAUUGCUGGUUAAGGUUUUAGCCUCGUCGUUUCACGUGAGCACCUUCUUCGACAGGAUUCAGGAAUCGCUGUUCAAUCAGUAUGUCAUCGAGACUCUCUCAGGUCCGCCAUUGUUGGAGAUUGAGCGCGAGCAGGAAGAAGAAGACAGAGUGAUGAUCGAGGUUCAGAAGCUUCAGAAUGCCGGGGCGACUAUCCCGGCUGAUCUCAAAGCUAGCAUACUCCCGAAGAGCGGAAGAAUGAUCGGCGGCACUCCGAGGAAGAGCGCAAUGUCGCCGGGAGUUAAGAGUCCGAUGUUCUCUAAAUUGAUGUCGAAGAAGGAAGAGGAGAACGCCAUCACCAUUGAUCAUUUGCAUCGACUGAAUCAGAAGAAUAUAUCAGCUUGGAACAUGAAGAGACUGAUGAACAUUGUUCGGAAUGGGGUGCUCUCCACUCUUGAUGAGAAGAUACAGGGCUCGACCGAGGAAGACGAGGCUAUGGUGCAGAUCACCAGCGAGAAACAGGCGAAGGCAGCUGCCCGGAAAAUCUUCAACAAUGUCGCCAAGCCGGGGUCGAAGUACAUUUACCAAGAGGAUUUAAUGCGAUUUAUGCGCGCCGACGAGGUUUCGAAGACAAUGAGUCUCUUCGAAGAUGGAGGAAAUGAUCAAAAGGGAAUCAGCAAGCGCGCCCUUAAGAAUUGGGUGGUCAAUGUAUUUAGGGAACGGAGAGCUCUAGCGUUGUCACUAAACGACACGAAGACAGCCGUAAACAAACUGCACCAAAUGCUGAACGUGUUGGUGGGAAUCGUCAUCGUCGUAAUCUCGCUUCUCAUACUCAAAGUUGCGACCACACACUUCUUCAUCUUCCUCAGCUCCCAGAUCCUUUUGGUCGUGUUCAUGUUCGGAAACACCUGCAAGACUACAUUCGAAGCUAUCAUCUUUUUAUUCGUCAUGCAUCCGUUCGACGUUGGCGAUCGAAUUGAAGUCGAUGGAGUUCAGAUGAUCGUCGAAGAGAUGAAUAUACUCACCACAGUUCUCCUCAAGUUCGACAACCACAAAAUUUAUUACCCAAACAGCGUUCUAUCGACAAAGCCCAUCAACAACUACUACCGUAGCCCCGACAUGGGCGACACCAUCGAAUUCUGCAUACACAUUUCGACUCCCGUCGAGAAGAUCGCGCUAAUGAAGGAAAGGAUCACGAAGUAUAUCGAAAAUCGGAGCGACCACUGGUACCCGGCACCGAUGAUAGUGAUACGAGACGUGGAGGACAUGAACCGGCUGAAAUUCUCGGUGUGGCCUUCGCACCGGAUGAAUUUUCAGGACAUGGGCGAGAGGUUUGUCCGGAGAGCUCUGCUGGUCGAGGAAAUGGUGAGAAUAUUCCGGGAGCUCGAUAUCGAGUACCGCCUGCUUCCGGUCGACGUCAAUGUCCGCAACAUGCCGGCUUUAACUUCCAGCCGGAUGCCUUCCAACUGGACUACCUGUGCCUCUUGAGGUUAGCUAGUUUAGCAGAUGAUGAAUGUAAUAGAACAGAAUGUUUUGUACUGUUUAAGGUUUCUGUUAUGUCGACGGUUCGUUUUUGUACAA
Molecule: messenger RNA, 2744 nt
Organism: Andrographis paniculata
Lineage: Eukaryota; Viridiplantae; Streptophyta; Magnoliopsida; Lamiales; Acanthaceae
Product: mechanosensitive ion channel protein 8-like
Exons: 5
Coding region: 138-2651 (837 amino acids)
Biological process (GO): transmembrane transport; monoatomic anion transport
Cellular component (GO): plasma membrane
Molecular function (GO): mechanosensitive monoatomic ion channel activity
Source: RefSeq, a predicted model, not a curated record